GCGAUUCCUAUUCGAUCCCCCUCCCGUGCCUCGCUCGUCUUAUCCCCUCCCAUGUUUCCUCUUAUCCCCCUCUCCCGACGACUUCUCUGUUCUUCCUCCCUCUCCCCGACGACUGAGUUCGAUCCCCAGGGGAAUCAGGCGAAUCCGCAGCGGUGACGAACCCUAAUCCGACGACUGGCGCAUCGACGGCUCGCAUCGGCGGCAUUUUCGCACAAGAAGGAGAUGGGGUUGGCCAAGUUGAAGAACCAGAAGGGGAGGAACCAACUGAAUAGCCCCCACGAGGUCUCCGAAAUGACUUAGGUGCCCGAGUGUUCCCUAGGAAGUUAUGCAAGCCUACAUAUAUUACCAGACUGUCUUUCAAGCGUUUCAACAAAACUAUCAAGAAGUUUAGUGACAUUCAAUUAGGCCAUGUGAGAAAGUACAAAAUGGAAGCCCUGCUUCAUAUGCCAUACAAAUUUAAUAUCCCAGUGAAUCUGCUUGAAUGGAUAGAUCGGCAUAUGUUUGGAAGUAUAGAGCCAUGUUUCAAGCAUAAGAACAAAGUUAUCAAGAUUACUAAAGAUAUGGUCGACAAUUUUUUUGAUUUCCCUGGUGGCACAGUGCCUUUUGUAUUCAAUAGUGACGAUCCCCAAGUGAAGGCAGAGGUUACAGAGUUAAGGAGCAAGUAUCUUGAUCAUCGGAACAAAAUGCCAAUCAACAAAAUAAAGGAGGUGAUGCUUAGUGACGAGUCAGAAGAUGGUUUUAUCAGGAGCUUCACAUUUUAUUUCCUAUCAUCUAUUUUGUGCCCUACGUCAUACUGCUUUGGUAACACCAAGUUCUUGUACUCUCUAAGAGAUGUUUCUGCUAUCCCUUCACUUGACUUUGGAAAUUGGCAUUGGAUUUCAUGCGUGAGGAGUCAGAGAGUCACUUUGAAAUGAUCAUGAACAGACCAAGUGUUGAGGAAAUGAACAAGGCUUCAUAUAUUGGGGGAUGUCUUCCUAUUUGGGGAGUCAACAAUGCCAAUAGUGUUCCUGAAGCUCUCAAUGAGGACACGUCAAUUGAUUCAAAAAGUCCACGUAUCAUUUCAGAAGGUCCCUGUUGCACUGCAAAAGUUGAACAAAACGUAAAAGUGAAACAAGAGCCACAUUUGAAACCAGAGGUUCCCUCCCAAGAUGUCGUUAAGCAGGAGCCAAUCGGACCGAAAUUUGAGAACAUUUCUGUCCUGAAUUCUGUGUACCAAACACCAAUUUUUCCUGUUCAUGGUACAUCUCUGAAUACCAACUCUGUUGAGCAAGCAACUACUUCACAACCUAAGGUCUGCUUGAAGUGUUUCAAUUUUUUUCCCAAUCCUAAUUUUGAUUGA
Triticum aestivum (bread wheat) is the source of this 1339-nucleotide messenger RNA. RefSeq lists its product as uncharacterized. The record is from RefSeq and is a predicted model, not a curated record. The coding region runs from base 881 to 1339 and encodes 152 amino acids. The transcript is spliced from 6 exons. Lineage: Eukaryota; Viridiplantae; Streptophyta; Magnoliopsida; Poales; Poaceae.